AUGGCUCGGCCUGAAGACUCCACAACAAUGGCCCAGCAUCUCGAUGGCGAUCACUCCCCCGAUCUAAGUGACAAGGAGCAGGAACGGAAACUCAAGGACUACGAUGCUGAAUCUGGUCAUGGCCGUCGCCAUUCCCACCAUCAUGUCACUGCGCUGGACCUUUCCUCGACGACCGAGAGCGUCGGUCGUCAGAUUGAAAUGGAGGCCGAGAAUACGAUUAAAUAUCGCACUUGCAGCUGGCAAAAGACUGCCGCUUUACUAUUCUCCGAGUACAUCUGUCUGGCUAUCAUGUCCUUCCCUUGGUCGUACUCCAUCCUCGGCCUUGUCCCUGGCUUGAUCUUGACGGUUGUUAUUGCGGGUAUAGUCUUAUAUACCUCGCUGAUUGUCUGGAGAUUCUGUCUGCGACACCCUGAAAUCCGCGAUGUCUGUGAUAUCGGUCAAUAUUUAUUCUGGGACUCGAAGAUUGCCUGGUGGGGCACGGCUGUCAUGUUCCUCCUAAACAACACUUUCAUCCAGGGUCUGCACUGUGUCGUUGGCGCAAACUACCUUAACACGAUGUCCGAUCAUGCAGUCUGCACAGUCGUCUUUUCUUUAAUUGUCGCAAUCGCCUCGUUCUUCUGCUCUUUGCCCCGAACCUUCGGCACCCUCGCCCAUAUCGCGACAGUUUCCGCCUUAUUUACCUUCAUCUCAGUUAUCCUAGCGACAAUCUUCGUCGGCAUCGAGGGCCACCCCACCAAUUACCCUGAAGCAGGCGAGCCACUUGUUUCCGCCCUUCCUCCAAAGGGCACAACAUUCGUCCAAGGAAUGAACGCCUUCUUGAACAUUAGCUAUACCUUCAUCGGACAAAUCACUCUGCCCAGCUUUAUCGCCGAGAUGAAAGAGCCCCGUGACUUCUGGAAGUCCGUAACAGCCGUGACAAUUGCCGAGGUCAUCGUCUUCAGCCUCGUCGGCUCGAUCGUCUACGUCUACACCGGCUCUCAAACAGAGUAUAUGAAAGCGCCGGCCUUUGGUUCCAUCUCCAACGAAGUAUACAAAAAGGUCUCGUUCUCCUUCAUGAUCCCAACAAUCAUUUUCCUCGGUGUUCUAUACGCAUCUGUCUCCGCACGCUUCAUUUUCUUCCGCCUGUUCGAGGGAACGCGCCAUAAGAGCAGCAACACGGUCGUCGGAUGGGCCUCCUGGGCCGCCAUCCUGGCCGCGCUCUGGAUUGCAGCUUGGAUUGUCGCGGAGGUCAUCCCUUUCUUCUCGGACCUGUUGUCUAUCAUGAGCUCCCUGUUCGAUUCCUUUUUCGGUUUCAUCUUCUGGGGCGUGGCGUAUAUUCGCAUGCGCAGUGCUGAUCAUGGUCCGCGUUUCUUCAUGGAGCGUGGCAUUCGCGGCUGGUGCGGAUUUAUCUUCAAUGUGCUGUUGAUUUGCAUUGGUCUAUUUUUCCUGGGACCUGGUACCUAUUCUUCUGUCAUGGCCGUGGUCGCCAGUUACCAAAGCGGUGACGUCGGUGGCGUCUUCACUUGCGCCAGCAACGGUUCGUAA
Penicillium cosmopolitanum is the source of this 1524-nucleotide messenger RNA. Its product is annotated as putative neutral amino acid permease. The transcript is spliced from 3 exons. The record is from RefSeq and is a predicted model, not a curated record. Gene Ontology annotation, biological process: amino acid transmembrane transport. Gene Ontology annotation, cellular component: vacuolar membrane. Gene Ontology annotation, molecular function: amino acid transmembrane transporter activity. The coding region runs from base 1 to 1524 and encodes 507 amino acids. NCBI's taxonomy places the organism in Eukaryota, Fungi, Ascomycota, Eurotiomycetes, Eurotiales, Aspergillaceae.